AUUCAUCCACUCCUUCAACAAUUCUUCCACACCAACAUUCUCACUACUUCAUCUACAUUUCUCACUACUUCAUCUACAUUACUUCUUUUACAAUUUCAUCUUCAACAAAAUCUUCCAUUUUCAUCUACACCAACUCCCCAACAAUAUGUCUUUACUCACAAUGGGCGAAGCACACAGAGGAACAGUUGCAAACAUCGCGACAUACGAUGUCUCAAGGUUUCGAACUCGAGUCCACGAAUUUGUCCCAAUGGACCCGAUGAUUCAACCUUAUGUUGAACUCGCCGGUUUUGGUCACAUUAGCAAAAUUAUGUCUUGGUCUAUAGAUAACAAGUUCAUUCUAGCCUUAUACGAAAGAUGGAGGCCAGAGACACACACAUUUUGGUUUCCAACCGGUGAGUGUACCGUGACGUUAGAAGACGUCUACAUGCUUUUAGGAUUACGAAUUGAAGGCAAAGCUGUUAAUGGUAAGACCAACUAUGCAAAUUCAAUUUGCAUGGAGCUUUUAAACACUGAUUUGUUAGAUGAUAAUGCUAGGGGACAAGGUAUACUACUCUCACGCCUAAAGUCAUAUUAUAAUAGUUUUUAUUUAGAUGAGCAUUCUACCGAAGAUGCUCGAAUCAUCAAAACUAGGUGUUACAUUAUGUUGUUACUAGGAUCCUUUUUAUUUCCCGAAGGUAGUGGUUCUAGCAUGCAUAUUAUGUACUUACCUUUACUUAGACAUAUAGAUAGAAUAGGUAGUUAUAGUUGGGGAUCCGCAUGUCUAGCUUAUCUCUAUAGUUCGUUGUGCAAAAACUCUCACAAAGACACUUCUACAUUUUCUGGAUGUGCUGUUUUGCUACAAGCAUGGGGAUGGUCAAGACUACCGUCUCUAGCACCGGUCAAUAACAACCCCUUCACUUUUCCAUAUGCAAAAAAGUAAGUUGUUUAAAUUGCUAUAUCUUUACUUCCUUCCUUACAGUUUAUUACCCAUAACUAAUUUAUUUUAACUUUUUGGUGUAGAUGGUCGGCACGCGGUAUGAAUUACAGCAGAUGUCCGAGACACUGUAUUACUCAAUAUCGCAACCUGUUGGAUCACCUUCGACCGGCAGACGUAAGCAAAAUAAUUUCAUUAUUUCUUCAUAUUAUGUUGACUUUUUCUACAUUCAUUUAAAUCCUAUCGUCUUUAACAUUUCAGUUCAUUUGGCGUCCAUACCUUAAUAUGGAUCAUGAGCAUCAGAUCAACCCUGAAGACGCAGCCGUAUGGACAACAUGCACACCGAUAAUACGGUUCACAACAGUGGAGAUGCACAACACCGAUCGUGUGAAGCUGCAGUUUGGUAUGGUCCCGAAUAUCCCAGAUCCCCCAGCUAGCCUAGGAGAAUGGCAUAUGCGUAAAGUGAACGACCAAUGGAACUACAACCCUUGGCAAACCUUCGCAAGAUCAGAGUGUCGCAAGUGGAAGCACCGUCAUGACCAUGUCUUAACUGACGCAGUCAUGCCAAAUGAGGUAAAACCAAGUCAUACUUAUAUGGCUUGGUAUAGAUCAGUUGGAUUUCAAUUCAUCGCCGAUGAUAUGUACCUCUACGACCCACGCCAGACAAGUUACACACAAGAAGGAUCAACAUCUAACCCCCAACAACAUUCUCAGCCCGGUUACUCACAACCACCUAUCCGUCAAACUUUCCGUUCCACAAACACACAAACAUACAACCAAAACAUGCCAUUCACCCAACCCCAAAACCAAGAACAUCCCCCAUACCACCACCAACAAAUGGACCAUCAACCUUCGACCGAACAUCGCUUCGCACCCACACCAUCACCCUACCAAAGUCGCCUUAGCCAAAACACUAACCGCCCCUCCUCCUACCGUAGCCAAGAACCCCAAACAUCACAAUACCAAAACAUCCCACAACCAUACCCUUUCCAAACACCCCAACAACCUUUCCAACUGUUCCUAGACCCAUCAUUCACACCCAUGUCUCCCUUCAACCGUCCCGGUCGCCCAUCCAUGAGUCAACCACACCCCAACUUCUCUGGCAUGGGUCAUGAGCUCAGCUACGCCGGUACACCAUCAUUGAAUACUGAAGACUAUGCUGAGUUGGCUGAAUACCUCAAUGGAUCUUCUCCUGUAGGAGGUAAUGACGCUCCUGGACCAUCAGAUGAACAAACACCGGUGCAGAAUCGUCAACGUGGGUUAGGGCCAAGGGUUAGGGUAGCUAGGGGAUGUGGGACCGGAGGUCGGUUAGGUGAUCCCGGUCAUCACCAUUAGGAUUCUUUGUGUAAAAUCCAAAUUUUAUUAAUAUCAAUUCGUAUUAUGUCAAAUUUAUCUUUGUGUAAACUCCAA
Messenger RNA from Lathyrus oleraceus (garden pea), 2323 nucleotides. Its product is annotated as protein MAIN-LIKE 2-like. The record is from RefSeq and is a predicted model, not a curated record. Lineage: Eukaryota; Viridiplantae; Streptophyta; Magnoliopsida; Fabales; Fabaceae. The transcript is spliced from 2 exons. Bases 1199 to 2248 code for a protein of 349 amino acids. Gene Ontology annotation, biological process: meristem development; meristem maintenance.